Messenger RNA from Porites lobata, 17413 nucleotides. The record is from the annotation of a GenBank genome assembly. Lineage: Eukaryota; Metazoa; Cnidaria; Anthozoa; Scleractinia; Poritidae.
CCUCUGAAAACAACCUGUCAAUAUCUUACCGUCCCCUUUCAGUCUGGUUCCCUUAUCCACACAUUUUCGUUUUCAUCGGUUUUUGCGGUACUUUGAACUGUUAAUUGGGUGACGAUCCAGGGCUACCUACUCCCUGCUGUUCGACAAUUACAACAUUCCAGGAUCUCAUUCAGCUCAAUUGCAAAGGACCAUCAUAGCUGAAAGGAUUACGCCAUUGUUUAUUCCGACACGACCUUGAUAAUCUUAAGUCUGCUAGGGUGAAAUCUCGCCAUGAAAGUACUUCGGUGGAAAGCUUUCUUGUUCACCGCUACGGUGAUCGUUUCGUGUGGUAGUAUUAGUGCUUCAAGCUCAAAUGUCUCGACUGAAACCAAUUCAACGAGUCAUGAGGGCAAUACAACAGCAGUCAAGGAGGAUCGAGAAUUCGUGUUCUGUAAGUUUGUCGGUGCUGUUUUAUUAACGAUAUUACAUGCAGUCGUUUGAGUUAAUCUGUUUUUAGCAGAUAUAACUUUGUUGUCUUUGCUUCUGGGUCAGCUUUUCAAAAGGUUUUUCGACUAGUUGGUUGUUGCAGUACUCAGACAAAGAUGAAAAGAAUCGCCUUAAAAAGAUAGUAUGGCAAAAAUCGCGAAGGAAGUAUCUUCAUCAAAAACUGUACAGUUACCCUUAAGUGAUUGGUGGUCUUUGUUACUAACAACACUAGUUGAAGGAAAAAAACCCUCUCUAAUCGAGGGGCAUAAGGUAGUUUGCUCCCACUUGUAAAGUACUAUAUUCAAUAGGACCCCAAUAGCACAUUAUAUGUCCAAUUGCCUUUCAAUAUUUACCCAUUAUCUGUAUUUUUGGUUACUUAUGAAAGGCUGCUGGAAAAACAAGGAUAACCAAUAAAAGCGUUAAGGUUUUACGGCAAAAUCCAAAUCUUUCUGGCCUAUUAUACUUUCUUUUCACGAAAGCGCGCAAUGUCCCUUUUAUAUAUUUCUAAAUUUAUAUCUCAAAAGUUCGCUUUGACUAAGGCCUCUAAGUAAACAAAACGGAAACUUGAUCAAUUGUCAAUCUUAUUACGGCUUAUAACCAAAUUCAUUAAACAAACAGUAUGCAAGUUAUAAACGUGGCAAAUGAAAAUCGCGUGUUAGAAGGAAAACCACAUACUUCAAUUUGCUUAAGCUUAAUUACAUACCCAAAGCCAACUUCUGAUCUUUUCUAUUAUUUCCAAGUGUACGAGAUGAAAGGUCCUAUUAACGGAAAAAACAAGUGGGUAAUAAAAAUUUCAACGCACGGCUGACGUAGCUGAAGCUAAGCACGACUGUUCCGUCAUCUUUCACGUCAUCCUCUUUUGACCCACAGAACCUACGAUUUACCCUUGCAAAUUUGUUGAAGGAUGCCGCGCUAGAAAGAAAAAAAGAUAUCGCUUGGAAGGGGGGUACCUCGUUCAUGUUUGUGGGGGAGGGGAAGGCUGGGGAAUCACUUACCUCGGAAGGGAUGAUCCUCGCCUAUCGUUAACGAGACCAUGUUCAGACCCGAGGUUCAGACCAUGUCUUGCGGUAAAAGAUAAUCUCAAUGGAUUGAUUCUCCCCCUUUUCUUCACUAAUUUCACCUACCCCUACUUGUUACCCAUAAAAGUCAGUCGCUAUCUCCUGUGGGAGGAGGGGGGGAGAAAUUAUUGUAAUAAAUAUUGAGUGAAACUGACAGAGGAUAAAGGUUAACCUCUGCUGGAGCCGGACUUAUCAAGAGGAUGAAAUAGGAAAGAAAUUGUUCAUGUUUGAUUUUAACUAUGUUUGUCAGCAUAUAUACAAGGAAACUAAAUCUCAAACCAACGUACUUGUGAUAAUUGUCUAUGAACAGAGAUUUUUCAAGAAUAUUUUCAAUACGCACUGUUGAUCGAUAGCUUCCUUCCUGAGACGGUUUAAUCUUAUAAUAGUCGUGAUGCCAAUUUUAAAGAUCAGGUUCGCAUCAAGUCUUGAUACGUGCUUUCUGUUGCCUCGGAUCGUAGAGAAUAGAAGAGGGCGAUAGACCGGAAGCCUCAUAAAAGUUCUGAUACCAAUUUCCCGUCCUAUUUUCGCACCAAAACAGAUCAACAAUCUUAUUCAUAGUAUCCUGAUCGAACAGGGCUGCAAGAGACCCAGGUACUUCCUUGCACAAGGAAGUUGCCCCCCCCCCCCCUUUAAGUGAUAGAAGUGGGCUUAAAAAUUAUUUUCUAAUGCAGAACAUUCCAUGUGUUAUCAGACAAAGUUGUGGUACAUUUACGCCAGAAUUCCUCUGUGUCUGUGUGUCAAUAUAGAAAAAUUGAGCUGUAACCUUAUAAAGGCAUUCGGAAAUUGUUACAGUACUUUAGAAUACCUUUGCGUCUGCGUUUAGCCAUAUGAACAUAAUGUUACUAUAAAAAGAUGAGAAUCAAUUUACGUUUCGUAAAGCAUUCGAAAACUAUGAAGACAGUAUUGAUUGCGACCAGGCCCUAGUUUAGUCAUAUGUCUAAAAUCUACUGUUAAUUCAUUGACUUUUGAAAACUAUUAUGAAGUCUAAAAUAUAUAUAAGAGGAAUAGAGAAUGUGGCCCGCUUAAUAGAUAGAGCAAACAAUAUACAAAUAUAAUUGUUUUCCGUGGGUUGAAAAAAUACAUGGACAGAGAGACGGAAAAUAGACAAAAUACUAGGCUCAGUGUCUCCACUUCGGCACCCUUUUACCAAGCAAUCUGAGUGUUACCUUCUUUUCCUACGUAUACAUUGCUGUGGAAACGUGACCAUAUUUCGGCCAUAACAGAAACAUGAGCAUACUUUUAGAAAUGCAGCAGUAACGAAUCAGAUCGAUUGAGUGACAAAACGGUCUUAAUUAUGGAUUUAUCGACACUAGAAGAUAAAUACUUUUCAAAGGUCAAAACAAGCCUUCGAAAAAUUAAUUCUAACAAUUUGAUAACAAGUAACGUUAAUUGAUUACGUAACUGGGGAAUCCUGCGAAUUCUAAUCAAUUCUGAUCAGCAACGAUACCCUUAGCCUGAAUUUCGUACGAUUACUUCGAGUCAUUUUCUCCUCUCAGCAACUCAGCAGUUCCUGAGGGAGUACUGAAAACGAGUCGAAGUAAUCGUCUGAAAUUCAAGCCACGAUACCUCCACGUGUCCAACUCUAUCACGGCUGUCAAGUUCAUUGGGUUUCGUGUUGGGUUAAUAUAUCCAAUAACACGUCUUAACUGGCGAAGUUGAAGUUGGCGAGGAAUUUACAUGUAAAUGAAAAAAGCACAGCCUCGUAUUAAAACAAAUGUCACUCCAAAGCAUUAUAUCAAGGUCACAAAAAACAAAAAUGAACUUUAAAAAACUGGUAGGCUAACAAGUUUUCAAAAUCCGCAAUUGCAAUCCGUUUUUUCCUCCUCAAGUUCGUCCAUCCGUAGCUCCUUUUGUAUUUGCUGUGAUUCAUACCUUCUUUUGAUGUUUUGAGCCUUUAUAUUUAUGUUUCAGUGAAUUUGGUGGCAGCUCACAUUCCGGGGGGAGGGUUAAUUGGGUUCAUUUUUGCUGUGUAUGUGCCGCUGGCCUCCCAAAACCCCUACCUCAUUAUAGUCUAUUCUGUGGGCAAAUAUAGACCCCAUCUUAGCCACUUUUGGGAAAAUGUAAUUUUCGUGAUCCCAGUUAAAACUAGGUCAUCCUGAAAUAGGUUAAAUUUAGUGAGGUAAAAAUCUUCCCAGUUUUAAAUCCGUACCUACGCGAAUUUUCUGAUCCCCCAAAUCCCUAAAAUGUGCGAUCCCAUUCUAGUAUCUCUGAUGAAAAUGCGACCCCAUUAUAGUCCAGUACAGUCAAUCCAGCCGUGAAAAUGCGACCCCAUCCAGCGGCACAUCCCCAUUAGCCUACUACUAGGAAGUAGCGCAACGCCCCCCGACCCGUUUUUCUCUGACCAUUCCAUUAUAAAUAAAUAAUUAAAACUUUAAUGGCUGUCACAGUUACUGGUGAACCCAGUAGUUUACAUUGUGGCCCCAAGUAAAUUUCGCACUAAUUUCAGUUGUAGCCGGGAAUGAUCAACUGUGGCGCUAUGUUGGUGAGGCUAAGUUUGUUUUCUUGAUAAACUGCAGUCACCACUGUAGGGAAUUACGAUUUAAGUGUCGUUAUUACAUGUUUAGACCUGACCAUUAUUUGGAUUCACAGUGCCUGGCGGGUGCGAUUUUGAAGUGGAUUUCUGUAAUUGGACCAAUGAGGCUUCCAGGGACGACUUUGAUUGGCUGCGACAUAGUGGAAGAACUCCAAGCACUAAGACUGGUCCAUCUUCAGGCCGUACAGAAGAAGGUAUUAAGAGUGUGGCAUUUUGAAGAACGUAAUCCCGUAAACUGCGCGUGCGUAGCGAAUGCUGGGCAGCUACAAGGUUAAGCUAUCCACUGGACCCAUUUCCCUUGAUAAGUUAAUACUUAUUUGGCAAAAAUAUUGCGACUUUUUUUCAAUAAUUUCGCUCCGUGAAAGGGAAUCCGAGUUCCGGAGAGUGGUGAACUUUUUCCUUUUGGAUUCCGGAAUCCUGGGCUUUGGAAUCCGGAAUCCAACUAACAAUUAGAAUCCGGAAUUCAAGUUCCACUGACAAAGAAAGGGAUCCAGUAACUGGAAUCCGGUGAUCCACAGCGUGGAAUCCAGAAUCCAACACUGUCUUGGAUUCCCUUAAAGUCCUUAAAUGGGGCAAAUAAUUUAGUGACCAUUCACGCCUAUCUCUUAAGUUUCACACGAUCAACUGAUGAUUCAAAACUCGCUUUGACUUUCGACGACUUUCGCAAAGGUUGUUCAAAUGUCAAUCACUGUCACUUGACUUGAUUUGCUGUCAAUAAUAAAAUUCCUGUUAAAAUUUGGUUGUGUUAGUUUAGAUUCGGUUAUGGCAAGCCCUUGUGAGACCAUUUAUGGUUUGUGUGAGACCAUUUUCAGGUGAUAUAAAGUGAAUCUUCGAGCUCGUCUGCGUAUUAUAGUCAGAAUUUCUUUCCAACUAGGACACUAUAUUUAUGUCGAGACAUCUUGGCCACGAAAGUUGGGACAGACUGCUCGGCUGGUCGGUGGCCCGUUUUCAGGGAUAAUGUGCAUGCGGUUCUACUACCAUAUGUACGGAAGGCAUAUUGCGGACCUACAAAUCUACCUGCAAGACACCAAAUCUGGAAUGGAGAAUUACGUAUGGGGAAGAUACAAAAACCAGGGAAACGCAUGGAAAUUCAGUAACGCAACAGUAUAUGGAAACAAUUAUACAGUAAGGACUAUGCAUAUAUAUUUUAGACAAAAAGGGGAAACCAGGGCGUCCGACAAUGGGAAGAGGGUUUUGUGCUGAAAUGCUAUUAACUGGAAUCCCGUUAGAAUACCUUCUGAAUAAAUAUUGAUUCUCUGCAACUCUUUAUAGGUUAUAUUCUCUGCUAGGGUUGGCAAGACGUAUCAGAGCGACAUCGCUUUGGACGAUAUCACCUUCGUGAAUGGAACAUGCGAUGGAAAGGAGCUUAAGUAUGUACCUCAGAGACUAAACGAGACAGACCAUACCAUGUUAAUAGGAGAACCAGGUAACUGAGAACUUCAGUUUUGAAGGUUUAUUCCCGUAAUAUUUUCAAAAGAGAAAUUAAAACUGAGGCUCAAAAUAUUCCAUUUAAGGUUUACGGAGUUUGAUUUGGAAUAAUUUUCCUCGAAAAAGUAUAAUUUGUGGUCUUAAAUGGAUUUUUACGCCAUUGGUUGUCCUGUGUCGAAUUAUGGGCUUUACUGAUUAGUUUUGCAUAUGUUUUGCGGGUUACAUUACCCCAUUAGGGCAUCUCCAAGAAAUCACGUUAGCGGCAAAUGACAAACGCCAAUUUUCCCUUUACUUUUCUUUUACUGUUCAUCGUAUCUUCCAAUAAUUUAAGUAUUAUAAUGCAUGCCAGGUUAUUCCAGAAAGUUUAUUUUUGACAGUUUUUAUCUGCUCAUUUCCUAGUUUGAGACUUUAUCAACGUGAAUCUCACCGCGUUGCAGUGAACGUGAUUCCAAUUCUCCCUUAUGUCUUACAAGAAGAGCCAGACUCUUAAGCCUGUUGAUUGACAUGAUCUCAUUUUUUGUGAUCUGGUUAUAAACUUCUUGUAAUUUUCAGCAAGAGCUUAUUUCGAGUCUUAAACAUUUAAAAAUUGAUUCGUAACUGGUUACUUUUAAACAAAUCCUCAAAUUCCGAGAAAAUACAUAGUUUACACUGAGCUAGGAGCCCAUAACCCGGAGCGAGCUGCACCUAUUCUAGGCCUAUGUCACCUCGUUUUCAACAACCAGUUUAUUCUUUGGCACAUUUUAGAGCACUUUUUCCCGCGAAAGUGGAAGCUGCUCUCCGUCCAUGAGCGCAUUCAAGGUAUAAGAUAUCAAAAAGGAAAACUAAGCUUGUGAUGCUUUGCUUGAUAUUUUGCUCUUGUCGUUGUGAUUGACUCAUAAAUAGCGGGCCUCUUUCUCAGCCGGUCUUAGACGGGAGUCGAACCACUCCCAGUUGUGAAUUCUUCUUAUCUUCCCCCCUUCGUUUGCUGGAGUCGCCAUCAUAUUUUUCCAGAGUUUUGAUUGAUCGUUGUAUUCUUUGUGGUUUUACGUCAUGCACUUUAAAACUUGUCUAUUGUCAACAGGAACGUGUAAUUUUGAUGGUGGAUUCUGCGAAUGGAUAAACUUACCCCUGGGUGAUGAGUUUGACUGGACGCUGAACAGUGGUAAAACGGGUACGAUGCUGACUGGUCCGACAGAGGAUCACACAGGCUACCAAGGUAUGAAGUGCCUCUUAUAUUAUGACUAAUUGGAAAAUUAAAAAAGGCCCCUUGAAACUGAUAAUAAAGACCUCUCGUGUUCUCCACCAUUGAAGAAGCAUUAAAUGAAAUGGAGCUGUCGUUAGACCGUUCACAGUCCCCUAUUUCUCCAUAAGAUCCUGUAAUCGAGCACCUAUCCUCACUGGCGGCCAUCUUGGUUUCAAAUGUACCGAGUCUAAUAGCCUGGGGAGGAGUAUCAAAUCUACUUAGGGGGGCGGGAGGAAUUGGGAAAAAUAGAUGGUCCCUAUAUUUUUGUCGCCUCCGUCCCCCACUGCUUGAAACCCCGGAGCCCGCCGCCUUGGUACAUUAGAAAACAAGAUGGCUGCCCGUAACGUUAAGAGCUCGACCUCGCCGAUCUUACGUAAAAACAGGGGACUCUGAACAGUCUAAAAUGGGUGAUUCAAUUAAUUUUCAUCGUUUUUCCUUUUUUUAUUCCAGGAGGGUAUAUUUACGUUGAGGCUUCUGAGCCUCAAAUGUACGGGCAAAAAUCGCUACUGAUGGGACCGCGCAUGUGUGGAAGGAUGUGCAUGCGGUUUUUCUAUAGCAUGAACGGACGCCGCAUGGGUACGUUAAAUGUGUACAAACGGGAGGGCAUGCGAAGAGACGACCUGUUGUGGACCAUGUCGGGUCACCAAGGGACAGAGUGGCAUGAGGCCUUGGUCGACAUUGGCGGGGCCUGUUACCAGGUGAGGGUUUAUGGAGACGAAGACACCGUUCAAAAGCCCGUAAAGUCAAGGCUAGGUUUAUCUUGGAGGAGAUUUUUCCGGAGCCAUGAAUGUUCUCGGGUGUAUUACAUUUAGGGCAUUCGGAUUUGAUGAGGUUAGCACACAUCAAUAAAUCUAAGAACAUUUAUUCAGAUACAAAGUAUUAACUUUAGAUUUCGGAUUCAGAAUGUCCGGACACGUGACAAAACUGGGACGUUUUUAUUUCAGAUUUACGCAUCUGCGUGUAAACGGCAAAACUGGUCUGGUACGAAAAUGCUCCGGAUUCGUCACAAAUGCGCAAUAUCUCCCCUAGUGUAAAUCUCCAGAGACAGAUAAAGUUCCAGGUUUUGUGACCGCGUACGCCCUAGAAGUUUUCAUAUAUAUGUAAUGUGACUGAAAAUUGAGAGGUAUAUCAUUCACGGUAUAUGUAACUCAAACAAUUUCAGAUUUUAUUCGAGGGAGUGGUAGGUCCUUCUUACCUGUCCGAUAUUGCCGUGGACGAUAUCUACUUGACCAAAGGAACAUGCUGCCACCUGAGACAAGAAAAAUUUGACGCAGGUUUGAUUGGUGAGUUUUUAUGUUUUCAAAUGAACUCCUUAUCCCUUUAGCUGCUUUCAUUACUGCGAGUGCGUUCCGUACGUGAGGGCAAGGACCCAGAUAUUGAUCUCGCGCGAGUACCCACUAGAGACUGUGUUCUCGGGAGAGCGUUGCCACCUUAUACAAAAGUGUUUUUUCGAGACGUUUGACUAUGAUUAACUCCUUUUUCAGUUCUCAUAUGACAAUGCUUGAACACUACUGACCGCUUCAUAAAACAGGUUUUGUAAGUACCCGGCGUAUCUUGUUGUUUGUGGACACUCAUAAUUCUUCUUCAUUCCCUUCUAGGGAACUGUACUUUUGAUGAGGGAGUAUGUGAAUGGAGAAAUGACCACAACGAUGAUUUUGACUGGCAGCUCAUAGAAGGAGCAACUCCAAGCAGGGAAACAGGGCCGACGGCUGGUUACAACGGAGAAGGUUUCAGAUUAUUGCCAACAUAACAUUUAUUCAAAUGUUAAAAAAGGACGUUCUUUUUCAGCCUAUAAACUGUUUGUUGACUCAACUCGGUGGCAAAUUUGUAAAUUUGUAGGGGUCUUUCCUGCGAUGUUUCAGUUGAUCAAAUCUCCAGUAUUCAAAAAAAGUGAUGUGUCCAGUUUACUGAGGCUGAUGUGGAAACUAAGCUGAUUUUUUUCCCGCAACUCGUGCAUCAUAGAGUAGCUUUAUUUCAAACGCAGUGUUGAAAUCAUGGUGGUAUCUUUCAGCCUUUUAUGCUCUGUCUGCUCUGUUGAAAAUAGAAAGUGAUCACUCGGUGGAAGAAGUAAAAACAAUUGACAAUUUACUCUUUUCUCUUUUUUCGAGGCUGUUUCUGAUAUAGCCUGUGUACAGACCUCCCCCUCCCCUCAGAAAAAUCUGAGGGGGACGUCUGUACACAGGCUAUCAUGACACCAUUAUCAAGUUCAAAAUGGUUAGAACAACCUAUGAGAUUAUGAAAUAGUUCGCUGAAAUUUUACAUAAUUCAAUUCGAGCCAAGCUAUUUGCGUGACACUCCAAAAUUUCAUAAUCUCACAGUUUAUUCUUAUCAUUUUGAACUUGAUAAUGGUGUCAUUAUGACUUCGAAACGUCAUUCGUUUUUAGCGUUUUUAGUUUUUCUUGCUCAUGUCUGAUAUUCUCUCACACAUUCCUCUCUCAGGUCAAUAUCUUUACGUGGAAUCUUCUGAACCACGCGCAGUUGGUGACAAAGCAGUCUUAGUCAGCGGUGUAUUCAAAGGCCUACAAUGUAUGCGCUUUAUGUAUCACAUGCACGGCCAGGAUAUUGGUUCACUCUCUGUUUAUCGCUUUGGCGAUGGCAUCAUGAAGAGCUUGUUCUGGCGUCGUCAUGGUGACCAACGAGACAGGUGGCACGAAGCACGCAUAACCUUUCCAUGUAACUCAACUUCAUAUCAGGUAACUAUGCCAUACAAAGUAGCCUGCCGUAGCACACUCUUGAAAAUAAUGAGCGUAAGAAAGAACGGGGCGCGCGAUGGAGACACGCGUGUCUCCUUCGCGCGCCCUGUUCUUUUUAAAAUAUAAAAUACUUCACAGCGCCUUCUACGUAGGCUACAUACAGAGUUGUUUCAAGAAGCUAUAUCACUCGGAUUUCCGCCUGCAUCUUAUUCUCAAAUUUGCUAUUUAAUGCUCUCCAUCCUUAGCCUUCCCUAGCUCUUUAUAUUUUUCUAAUACAUGUUUGCUGUUGAUAUAUUUUAUCAGACUCCUAUUCUCAGUUUUCUUUAUUAGCUCAUCAUAUAUAACAGAAGACCUCCUUUAAAUCAGCAGUUGUGUCAACUGUAAAUAACCCUAUUUCUAAAACCUUUACUUUUGUCCUGUUAUAGCUUAUGACCGUUUGAAAAAACAUGACGAAAUAAUAAUGGGAUUUUAUUGCAGGGACCUGCCGGCUCAGCCGGCAGGUUCUUAGCGUAUAUGGGUAGUUUCAACCAAUCUGAAUCAUGGGCAGGGCUUUUAUUUAGCCUUACCAUAUGCCCACCCCUCUUGAAUGCUAAAACCGUGCAAAUCUUGAUUUCAGGACAAUCCCCUACCGACUGAUUGGUAUCUAUAUCGUCGCCUUUGCUGAAGAGAUAUUUGUUUAUUGUAUAUUGGCGGGUCUUGAGAAUAAAGUUCGUCACCGUUCAGGGCUGGCCAAAUUUACUCCGAUCAGUUUGGAGUUAGUCUUUGAUUACAGAGUACUUCAGUAAACAAUUACCCCCAAAGCAGAGCUCUUGUUCACGCAGAGUUAAGUAUUUCAUCGUCCUCCUUAUCUCACUAGUUAUGCCUCAGUAUAAAAAGCUCUUUUCAGGACAAUCCGUGAUUGGUUCAGUCGAACUUCUCGUACAUAUAAUACGACUCCCCUACUAUGGCGGAGAGUUCUCCAGGUCCCGAAGUUACCAAACUUCAGAUAUUUCCUACUUAAUGCAGACAACUCUGUAAUGGGCGGGACACAAGGCUCUGUCCUUUUGAUGUGUUUAUUGAGGAGGUUUUGACUGUGUUGCUCAUUUUACCUGGUAUAUAAUCCCAUUGAAAACCGUUUACUUAAUCUGUAGAUACAAAUAGAGGCCGUCAUAAGUGUGUGGAGGAGUGAUAUCGCAAUUGACAACAUCAAGUUCACAAAAGGCGCUUGUCCUUCUUUCGCACCCACUACAACACCCGCGACGACAACAAGGAUGACUACUACUAAAGCUCUGAUAUCGCAGCAAUUGCUUCCCGAAAGUAAGAAAUAAAAUUAAAAAUAUGAUACAGCUUCCCGUUUGGAAUGUCAAAGUAGCUUUACCUUCUAAUCAAAUGGAGUGAUAAUUGUGGUUAGCUCACAUUUCCCCACUUUCGUCACCAUACUUGUGGGCUUAUCUUACAGCAUCAUGUCCUUUUUAAAGGGGCUCUGUCAUUGUCACCAGGAUACUGCUGUUUUAGUUCAAUUCUGUGCUAAAUGUAUUAUAGUCAACUCCCUCUAAGACGGACACCUUUGGGGCCGGCAGUAAGUGUCCGUUUUAGAAAGAUGUCCGUCUUAUAGAGAGUCAAAUAAAGGGAGUAAAGAAAGGCAGGGACCAACUCUAGGUGUCCGUUUUAGAGAGGUGUCCGUCUUAUAGAGAGUCAAAUAAAGGGAGUAAAGAAAGUCAGGGACAAACUCUAGGUGUCCGUUUUAGAGAGAUGCCCGACUUAUAGAGAGUCAAAUAAACUGAGGGAGUAAAGAAAGGCAGGGACCAACUCCAGGUGUCCGUUUUAGGGAGGUGUCUGUCUUAUAGAGGUGUCCGUUAAGAAAGAGUCGACUGUACUUAGUGCCUUUACCCAUACACAAAAUGCUGCUGUAGAGCUCUGAAAAAGAUAUCAAACAAAUUUCAUAAGUGAGCACUAACCAUAACAAUAUUUUGGUAAUUUUUGCAGGAGUUUCAAUCCAUGUCCAUUCUUUCCAUACAUAGUAACAGACGGCAGGAAACAGUUUCAAUGCCUAAAAUAGUCUUAAAUAACAAAACUGGACCAUUAUUUUUGAAAUUCAAUUCAGAUGCGAAGACGCGUACAGUAGAACCUCAGAAACUCGAACUCUGAAGGGAAACGAAAAACGGGUCAAGUUAGCGGGGAAUUAGAGUUAUCGGGGUAAAUUUCAGUGAAAUUUUGAUCAAGGGAAAGGAAAUUUACUUCGAGUCACCGUGGAAUUCGAGUUAUCCAAGUUCGAGUUGUCGAGGUUCUACUGUAUUAGCUUUUAAGCAGGUAGCAAAUACCGUCACAUAUAGCCCCUUUAAGUAAAUGCCUUCAAAAUGACGUAGACCGUAAUUAGAUUUUUACUGAAUCAGCGUGCUUGAAACGCAGCUUCAAUGUCGCAUCAUACGACCAGUUCUACCGGCUUCACGUCUUGAUUUCUUUCCUAGAUAGCUGCUCGUUUUCAGGCCAUUUCUGCUCUUGGAUAAACGACAACAGCGAUGACUUUGAUUGGCUGCUUCACAGUGGAGCAACAAUGACCAGAGAAACUGGACCUACUUCCGAUGCGGGUGGAGAUGGUAAAUAUUUCAGAUACAAAAAUGUCAUUUGUACCUGACAAUUGCACUCUCUCCUUUAACUGAUCGUAUGUAGGAAAAAAAUGAUGCCAGCGUAGCCGGCGGGAUCGUUCGCGCGAGGGAAGUCUUAGCAGAGGAGCUGCGAAGCCGUGUGGAGAAUGGGGUGGAGACGCUUUUCCGCCAAAACUCUCACUCGCGCAAAAAUAAUCCCGCUAGCUACACAGGCUAGAAAAAUGUUCAGGCAAAGAGGCACUUUAUCAGCCACAGCCACAAUGAUCAGAUACCGUUAACUAUCGCUUAUAAGUCCCUCCACCUAUAAGCCCCCCAAGUUAUAAUCGCAUCCAGCUGUAAACAAAAAAGUACUGAUUCCGAAUUACUAAAUUUCAAUACCAAAUUACCUUUUCUUUAGGUGGUUAUAUCUAUUUGGAAGCUUCACUUCACACCAGUGGUCAGAAAACCAGAUUACUUAGCGGGUACAUGACUGGAACCCAGUGUCUUAGCUUCAAGUUUCACAUGAGGGGACCUGGGACUGGUUCCCUGAGAAUAAAUCAAAUGAGUAAGAAGAACUCAAGACCGAGAGUAGUUUGGUACCGAGUCGGAGAUCAGGGAGGUGAUUGGAACGAAGCGCGAUUAAAUUUGUUUGGAAACUUUUAUAGGGUUUGUUUCUGAUAUUACUUUAUUACAUUAACUGUAAGUAUGAUACUAGAAAAUGAAAAUUACAGCUGAGCCUCAAUUAAGGGGCCCUUCUUUGGGGUACCGGGAAGUGGCCGCUUCAUGAAGGCUGACCGCUUGAUAGAAGUUCGUCAUAAAUUAGCAUAAUCUUUAGCUGAAAUAUCACUAUAUUUUUAAACAAUUUCGAGACGGGAACAGCCUUGCUGGUCCACAAUCGGUCGUCACCUUCUAUCUCAGACUUUAGUUUUCUUCAUCAUAGUCUAAGUGUAACAAGCGCUUGAUGGCCGCUGAAUAGAGGUGACAACAAUGGGCGAAUUCUCUUUGGGAAGACCAAAAGGUGGCCAUAGCCGCUAAAUAGAGGUUUAAUUUCCCACUCUUUUCUUCAAUUAUCAACGCCCCCUCAUACAGUUUGGACAGUUUAUCUCAACAUGUUGAAUGCCAUGGGUACUCAAUAUGUUGUAAUUUUUCGAACGAAAAUAGAGAUCAGCAAUGUAGCCUCUGUUCUGUUUAGGGUUCCAAUUUUGGUUAAAAUAACAGCUACAGUCAAUCCGUAACUGAUGUUGAAUUUGUCGUUCACCCUUCCAAGAAGCUGCAACAUGGUUUUAAUCUUUGAAAGUAUUAUUCUCUUAUAAAUAACGUCAUAAGUUUGCACCUCAGUGAAAUAUGUUUGUUUUAAGUUGUAAUUUCAGUUGAUUGUCCAACUUAGUUUGGAUUAAAGUUUCAGCCUCCGUUAAAAUUAUUUACACAGAUGACUUGACCUGUUUUGCAGAUUUCCAUUGAGGGUGUACGAGGCUCGACAUUUGCUGGAGACAUUGCUGUGGAUUCAAUAGAAGUUACGCCUGGAAGGUGCAAGUUAGUAUUCAGCGAGGAGGAAAUUCAAUCUGACAGCCAUUUAGGGUUAGGUAAAGACCUUCUUCUUUGUUAUGUCUACUCUGUUAGCUCUGAAAUACCCCGAUCUUAAUAUCUACCACAGUGACUGAUGAAUAUUCACAUCAAUUGAAUCAGCCAUAUUUUCACACCGUCGGUUCAGUCUCUGGUGGUGUCGUGAUAUCACACUCUUUACCUACUAUCGGCGACAAAAUUAGUUGAGACACUUCGGCCCAAACAACAUCUCAUGACCAUGUUUUUAUUUUUUCUAAUCAAAACCGCUCCUUUUAGUGGUACCCCUCUCCCUAUUCAAAGUUGUACCACUGGUCUUAAGGCUUGUGGGCAGUAUUAACCGACCCAACUUUGUCAAGAGUGUCUCACAAUUUUGUCGCCGAUAGUAGUUUGCAGAGGGACCGGGCUCGUUUCCUCACUGGUGAACAAUAUCUAAACAUGUUAACUAACAACAACAACAAACAACAAUGUAUUUCAUUAAGAUCCAUAAGCUAACAAUGUUUAAUUCCCUGCAAAUAGCUAGAGCGCUAAUCUAGGUAGGACAAAAUUUUAAAUAAAGGUGUUAUUAAAUUACCUAUUAAGAAAAAAAGGAAAAGAAAAGAAAUACAACAACACACCGAAAGAAAAACCACUCACACAAACUCAAGCACAGUGGUUUUGUUAUUAGAAAAAAAGACUAAAAUUACUAGGGAGGCAUACACAACGUAUCAUGCAGGUUAACUUCUUAAAAUAUUCUAUUAAAUAAGUAACAUUCUAAUAAUUAUCUUCAUUAUCUAGGGUAUUAAUGUAUUUAGGAGUAGUGAUUUAAUUCUUUUGCUGUUGUACGUUUUAAUACUUUGUAAAGCUAUUCUGAACAUGCUUGUGUAGUGGUCUUUUUUCAGGAACGGGAAUAUUCGAGAAGAGAUUCAUUCAACACAAAAUACUUUAAUAGUCCGACGUGCACACUACGUACAAAUUUUGUUCAUUCCGUGUUCCUACUACAUCCCAUAACUACAGCUACUUUGUGAGAUGACGCAAUAGGUAGAACGACUUCCGGUUCCGGGUCCACUACACUUUGCAGAACAAUAAGACACACACUGAAGGGACUAAGGGUAGAACCAAGUGCCCCACUGGACUUCAGAUAUAUAAGACCGUUCUUUGAUUUAUAAAUUUCAGGAAAAUGUUCCUUUGACAAUGGCUUCUGUGGAUGGAGAAAUGAGGCAACAGAGGACCGGUUCGACUGGUCAAUCACCGAGGGUGAAACACCUUCAAGGGGAACGGGACCAAUGACAGGUUUCGGCGGGUCAGGUAAUGAGGAACAAUAAAAUUAAAGUACGUACUUACAGAAAUUGUUAAAAAAAUAACUUGCGGAACAGCUCCCUUGUUUGAGACAGGCUAAGUCUUGUUGUUGGUAUUGCCGUUCUUUGAAUUGAAAAACCGAAGAAGACUAGGGAGGUCAAGGGAAAGUAGACUAUGGCGACCAGCGGGGUAGGCAUUAGUGUGAAACAACGAUCUUGGGGGAGGGGCUCGCCUCAACUCCUCAACUGUUUUGGGAAUAACCCAAGGAAAUAAAUUACCCAUGCACCCAAGGAACAAGGAACAUAAUAUUUUGACAAAAUUCCUGUUACAAUCCUUCUUGAUGUGCUCUGAUCUGUUCUCGUGUGUUUAGGUUUUCUAAAGCGUCUUUUUGUGCCCUGAAAUUUUCGUCACCAUCUUGGCACUGAGACGUACGGAAGGUUGCCAUGGCAAAUUUGUAAUUUCAUUUGUGAACUUUUAAAUUAACGCUGAAAUUUCGCGUCAAAAUUUAGGAGUAAUUCGUCACCCAUGAUAUUUAAAAAAACGCAAUGUACAUACAUAUCUUGUUGAACAGUCCAUCAACAUUACACUUUAUAUCACCAAUAUCUUCUACUUAGGCAAGUACGCUUUUAUCGAGGCCUCAGCCCCUCGCAGACCAGGGGACAAAGCCAUCUUAAAGAUCUAUGGUUCUGGAGAGGACCGUUGUUUGUCCUUUGCAUUCCACAUGUCAGGAACAAAUGUCGGCAGCCUGUCCGUUUAUCAACAAGAGCUUGGUAAAGGAGUUUCCCCAGCCCAACUGUGGAUUAGAAGCGGAAAUCAGGGCAAACGGUGGCAAGAAGCUGAAGUGAAUAUUCAGGGGUAUCACCAAUACAAGGUAAUGAGUUAUAUUGUGAUUAUCAGUGGCUCAACCUUCCAUGCUUCAUUACUGACCAUAAAUCGAGUAGGCGCAUAAGAAAUUUGGGACAACAUAAGGCACCACCGCGGCGAAACGUCUAAAUCGUUAUUUUUGUUUUUUAUUGCUGGGAUUUUAUUUACCAGUUAGAGAAAAAUGGGCAAAGAUGUAUAAAUCAGUUAGUCAACAUAACUAUCUUUCCAUUUUUCUCAAAAUUUUGAGCUUUCUUCGCUGAAAUCGCUUCGGGCUAAAAGAGAAUCAUGUUUGAAAAUGGCGCCGAUAAUAACGUCAGCAUCGGUUUUCAAUCACUUAGAACUUUGUUAGUAAACUUUUAAAAAGUUGAGUGAACUAAUAGGAUGUUGGUAAUACCCUAAACUUUCGAUAGUGAAAGUAGCAACCUUAACUUUAAAGUAUUUCGCUUAACUUUUGCAAAUUUCACUCGUUUGUCCGCUGUGAAACAUAAGGCACACUAAAAUCACGUGAUCGCGCGAUCGUACCCUUCUUUUGUCUGCGUUGCAUGCAGCACGACUUGUCGCUCGAGACCAAGACAAAGAACUCGAGUCGGGGAUUUAGACGGUCUGCGACGCAGGCUACCCGGCUUAGCGCUCCAACAUUUUGUUGUCGCACAACCUCGUUCCCAGGGCCUUCUCUGCGUUUAAGAUGCAUGGCUCUCGUUCUGAUCCGGUACGCACUGAAGUUGCUUAAAUUCAAAGUAAAAAAGUAUUAUAUUUUUCAAACUAAUGGUACAACCCGAUUUAAUGACCUGGAAAUAAGCUGUUGAUUUUAUUUUUAUCUUAUUCAGGUAAUCAUCGAAGCUGUUAGAGGUCAAAGCUAUCGAGGAGACAUAGCAAUCGACGAGGUUGGUUUCGUUAAGGGUCGGUGUGGACAGCAAAGCGACAAAAAUGCAAAAAAGUUGUAAAAGAAGAUAUUAUGUUGGGUCUUAAAUUAUUAUAAAACUACAAACUAUAAACCACCCAACUGAACUUUUGUAACAUGCUACGCUAGCUAAAGUGCUAGUCGAAUGGUCCAUCAAAAGGUCACGAGACGAUACAGCUGUUCUCUUGAAAGAAAAAAAAAAGGAAUUUCAGCUAACUGGUCAUUGGUCCACACAUGGAAAACCGUUUAACCUAAGAAAUAUUCUAGUAAGCCAGAAAAUUACUGCCUAUUUGAAUCGGACGACGUUGAUGAAUUUAUCAUGUAUUUGAAUUUCGUGAAAUUUGUCAGAACUUUUGGGAACUGCUUCCUUUCGAAAAUAGAAGCAAUAUGAUGAAAGCCAUUUCUUUAGAAAAAUAGACAUUUAAAUCAAAAGUAAACUUUCAAGUCCCUUAGUCAACAACCCUGUUUUUUGAAAGCGCUCAGGCUUUAGCAUAUAGGGUGCCUAUGGGUCGAGGGCAGUGUGAAAAGUAAAUAUCCGAACAGUUGAGGGUAACAAACCUUUGAUAAUAGGUAGCUUAGGUCCCGUCCAUACGAAUUUAAUUCAUGUACCGUAAAACUCCGAAAAUAAGCCCCGGGGCUUAUAUUUUUCAAAGACCAUUUUUGAGGGGCUUAUGUAGGGAGGGAAAUUUGCGUUUCAAAAUCAAUUGGGCUAGCCUUACAGUUGGAAGUAAAUUUACCUUCUUUGCUUUGUUUUUAUUAGUAUUUGAGGGCAAUUUUCCGAGUACAAGCCCCCAGGGGCUUAUAUUUGGAGGGGCGAUUUAACGGAGGGUUUUUUUUUUGCGUUACC